Loxodonta africana (African savanna elephant) is the source of this 1715-nucleotide messenger RNA. Its product is annotated as olfactory receptor 13C9. Gene Ontology annotation, molecular function: G protein-coupled receptor activity; olfactory receptor activity. The record is from RefSeq and is a predicted model, not a curated record. Gene Ontology annotation, cellular component: plasma membrane. The transcript has a single exon. Lineage: Eukaryota; Metazoa; Chordata; Mammalia; Proboscidea; Elephantidae. The coding region runs from base 537 to 1502 and encodes 321 amino acids. Gene Ontology annotation, biological process: G protein-coupled receptor signaling pathway; detection of chemical stimulus involved in sensory perception of smell.
UAAAACCCAUAAGAUUACUGUUGAGUCUGCCUGAUAUUGGAACCAGGCAGCUUUUUAAAGGUAACUUUACAAAUCUCUGAUAUAAUGCACUCUAUAUUGCUUUUACAGUGUAUAGAAAAAUCUCAUAAGUAUGGGUCAUAGGUGGGCAGGCCUGGGUUUAAGACUAGGUUUUGCUAUACAUUAGCUAAAAACUUUCGGGUAAAACUCUGUUAGCUUUCUUUACCUUUAAAAUGAUAAUACUGGGGGUUAAAUGACAUAACGAAUGCGGGGUGGGGGGGGCCUCACAAAUUUCCUGGCCCAGAACAAGAGAUCAGUACAAUAGCUUCCCCCUCAUUCCUUUCUUCUCUUCCUCCAUUGUUUAUUUCCUCAUUCUCUUCCCUUUUCUUCAUUUGUACUCUACAUCCUUCCCUUUCCUAUUUUCUCUCUUCCUCUCAUUGAAUUAAUGAUUUUUAUAUUUGUGAAUUGGUGUAUGUGGACUUGUUUUUAAUUUUUUAAAAUUUUCUCUGACUUCUUACAGGUAAAAGAGAAAAAGUAAAAUGGAAUGGGAAAACCAAACCAUUCUGGUGGAAUUCUUUCUGAAGGGCCUUUCUGGUUACCCAAGGCUCGAGCUACUCUUUUUUGUUCUGAUCUUAAUAAUGUAUGUGUUCAUUCUUCUGGGCAAUGGCACCCUUAUUUUAAUCAGCGUCUUGGACUCUCACCUUCACACACCCAUGUACUUCUUCCUGGGGAAUCUCUCCUUCCUAGACAUCUGCUACACCACCACCUCCAUUCCCUCCACACUGGUAAGUUUCCUCUCAGAGAGAAAGACCAUUUCUUUUUCUGGCUGUGCAGUGCAGAUGUUCCUUGGUUUGGCCAUGGGGACGACAGAGUGUGUGCUCUUGGGCAUGAUGGCCUUUGACCGCUAUGUGGCCAUAUGCAACCCUCUAAGAUAUCCCAUUAUUAUGAGCAAGAAUUCCUAUGUGCCCAUGGCAUCUGGGUCCUGGUUUGCAGGGGUUAUCAAUUCUGCAGUACAAACUAUGUUUGUGGUACAAUUGCCUUUCUGCAGGAAUAACAUCAUCAAUCAUUUUUCCUGUGAAAUUCUGGCUGUCAUGAAGUUGGCUUGUGCUGACAUCUCAGGCAAUGAGUUUAUCAUGCUCGUGGCCACAACAUUGUUAAUAUUGAUGCCACUGCUCUUGAUUGUCAUCUCGUAUUCACUAAUCAUUUCCAGCAUUCUCAAGGUCCGUUCCUCUGAGGGGAGAAGCAAAGCCUUCUCCACCUGUUCAGCCCACCUGACUGUAGUGAUUAUAUUCUAUGGGACUAUUCUCUUCAUGUACAUGAAGCCCAAAUCUAAAGAGACACUUAAUUCAAAUGCCUUGGAUGCUACAGACAAACUUAUAUCCAUGUUGUAUGGGGUGAUGACUCCCAUGUUGAAUCCUUUAAUAUAUAGUCUCAGAAACAAGGAUGUGAAGGAGGCAGUAAAACUGCUACUAAAGAAAAGGUUCAUUAACAAGCGAGUAGAAUAAUGAAUUGUGAACACGUUGGACAUUAUUGAAACUUGAGAAUUAUGUUGGAAUUUCAGGUCCUUUUCCUUUUUUUACACUCUCAUGUAUUAUGUUAAAAUUUUUCAUAAUGAGAUAUAACAUUUCAAAAUAAUUCAUGUUUAUUAUAGAGAAUUUGCCAGACAGAGAAGAAGGAUGAGAACAGGAGGUCACCCAUCAUUUCACCACUAGGAGAUG